This is a messenger RNA of Rubroshorea leprosula, 1112 nucleotides long. NCBI's taxonomy places the organism in Eukaryota, Viridiplantae, Streptophyta, Magnoliopsida, Malvales, Dipterocarpaceae. The record is from the annotation of a GenBank genome assembly.
ACUACGCCAUUUCCUAAUCCAGAAAACACUUCCCAGUUCCUCUCACACUGAUACAGCUCUUUUCCAAGCCACCAACUUCCACUUGCAUCCGCAAAAGGUUAGCUAUACCCACCAUGCGCUGCCCUAUCGUUUAGUUUGAUUGUUAAAUUUCCGUGCUCUAUCUCCGGCAAGACAAAUUUCUUCAAAGCGAUUACUGCUUCCUCCGCCACAUCACGGUACUUACUGAAAAGCUGCGCCACCAGGGAAUCAAUCACUCGGGUCUCUUUCGCCGGAAAAUCCUGGCCAAGUAACCGAUCGAUUUGAUCGCCGGAAUCUGUAAUUUAGGGCUAGUCGAUUCUUUGAUCACCCUCAAGAGCUGAUCUACUACGGCUCUUACACCUGGAGAAUUAAUCUUAAACGCCGAGUGUCUGAAAUUGGCGUCAGUUAAGGCGGCCGCCGCAAUCUCCAUUACAGUCACCAAGCAAUUGAACUGUAAUUCAUCCUGUUCCUUCUCCAUCAACUUCGCCAGGGUGGAUGCUACUACUACACUUCAUCUAUAAAUAAGCGAGUUUGUUUCUGCUGCUAACACAGAGCUUGUUCUGCUUUCAUCAAUGGCGAUGCUAAUGUUCUCCAAGUGUCUUAGAAAGACAGAUAUUGAGAAGAGGCUGUCAUUUCCAACCAUGGCUCUGAGAUAUCUUCCAUGUUUCAAGGAGGGCCAGCACAAGGUGGAAUUUAAGGUAAGGGAUGAGGAAGGUCGUGUCUGGACCUUCCAUUGCUCUACUCGGAGGGUGGGGAAGUACAUGAAACCAGUUCUUAGCGAGGGAUGGUGUAGGUUUGUUUGCUUGAGAAAUCUCAAAAUUGGCGAUAAAGUUGAGUUUUACAAGGAAGAAGAGAAGUACCACGUGAGGGUGAAAAGGCCAGUCGUAGUAUUUGGGGCUGUGAUGGGUGAUGCCCCCAUUUCUUAAACUGUUUAGGCCAAUACGUAUAGUUUUGAUGUAGAAUUUCUUGUAAUGUUAAGUUCUAUGUAAUUUCAAGCUUUUGUGUUUAGAGCAUCUCUAACCUCAAUUACUGGAGAAUUACCCGCUAUUCUUUAUAGUAGGCCAGAAUGGAAUGAGUAAACAGACGACAAAAAC